Drosophila albomicans is the source of this 876-nucleotide messenger RNA. RefSeq lists its product as uncharacterized. The record is from RefSeq and is a predicted model, not a curated record. The transcript has 2 exons. The coding region runs from base 75 to 740 and encodes 221 amino acids. Lineage: Eukaryota; Metazoa; Arthropoda; Insecta; Diptera; Drosophilidae.
GCGACGAUUGAUUCAACUUCAGUUAAGCACUAAAAUUCUGCCAGACACAAUGACAAUUACAAUUUUUAACAAAAAUGUCCGAUUUGCCAAUAACCCAGAUGAUAUUUCAACCAGUGUGGAAGCAGGCACCAGAAUCCUUUUUGGCCAAUGCGCUCUUUCAACUGACUAGUUUCAUCUACUCGCCAUAUGCUUUGGCCGAGAUUAAGCUCAAGUCUGAAGUAGACGAACCGAAUGCCUUCGGGUUCGAAUUCUCUUGGCUUGUUAAGCUCUGCAUUGCUGCUGCUCUUUUGGGCCCCAUUCCCAUUUACAUAAUGUGGCUGAAACGCAAGGCCAAAUCAAAAACCUCCACAUACAUCGAACUUGAUGUUAUUCCCGAUCGUCCACCCGAGACGCUGGUUGAAAAUCCAGCUACAGAAGUGUCUUUAGCUGCUGUUGAUCAGCUCCAUGAAUUGCGCGGCCAAGGGGAAGAACAAGAAGCAAACUUGCCAUCCACAAGUGACAGGCAACAACAGCAGAAACCAGUUGCCAUUGCCAGAAAGAAGAUUUCAAUUGAGCGCGAAACACAAACUCAAUAUGGUUCGAAGCGUCGCAAGCUUAACUCGAUGCAGCGCCAACAGCGUACAGCUCAGACUCAAACUCAAUCUCCACCUCUAGCUCAGUUUCAAGCUCAAUCUCAAUCUCAGGUUCAGACUCCUGUUGUGACUCUAAGGAAACCCAAAAAUCAUUCUCAUCCAGUUUGACAUAGUUAGACGCAUUCUGUUCUACUAAAACUAUAAAGAUAAGUUUAACUGCUUUGUCUUUACUCAUAUCUUCUAAAUUUCUCUACAAAUUGUUUGCUUCAAAUUAAUACACAAAUAAAUGCAUUUAUUUGCUUUG